Messenger RNA from Panicum hallii, 771 nucleotides. RefSeq lists its product as uncharacterized. The record is from RefSeq and is a predicted model, not a curated record. NCBI's taxonomy places the organism in Eukaryota, Viridiplantae, Streptophyta, Magnoliopsida, Poales, Poaceae. The transcript is spliced from 3 exons. The coding region runs from base 1 to 771 and encodes 256 amino acids.
AUGGAGAUGUAUGGAGAGCUAAAGAGUGAUAUCGAGUCUCAGGUGACGGUGAAGAUGUUUGGAAAGCUAAAGACCAUCUUCGAGUCUCAGGGAUUGUCAUUCCCUGAUUUGCUGGGGAGUACGAUGAGUGAAGAGAGAAGGGACAGCUUCGCUUGUACUGCAGCGGGUGCUUCUCAGAGUAGAGGGACAGAGAGGGCAAUUGUGCCUACAUCAGUGGAGCCGGAUACGAUAGAUGGCUUGGCUCGUCCGACCCGAUGCAGUCUUCUCGUGCAGCUGGUCGGAGAUUCAUCUUUCAUGGAGGUCGGGAACGGGCUUGUGUAUCCCGGUAUGUCCCAGCUUGAAGGUGUCCAGGUCAGGGCUGAUUGUGCUGUGGUCAAGAUUGACUACGUGCAUGAGUUUGCUAAGAAUAUCAAGCUGGAGGUGCCACCAGAUGACAUGACCACCACUUUGCGGGAUGCAGUUGCGAGAAGGGUUCAGUGGCGGAGAGCUGGUAUUCAUAUUGAUCCAGCAGAUGCAGAUUCAGUACCGACCAGUCAACCUCAGCCACAGAGUGCUGCAGUGCCACCGACGUUUUCUGAGCCAUGCCCACAGCUGCCGGAUACACGGGAAGCGUUACCGGAUCCGCAUCCUCCUGUCUCUACUCAGCCUCAGGACGAAGAUGAUUAUUUCAAUCAAACGACGAUUGGUAACGUGAAGGAUAUCCGAGAGAGGCUAGCAGGGUUCCUCAUGAUGGAGGUGAUCAACACAAAGGGGGAGUUCCAUUCACGAUAG